CUCGUUCGGGGCUACGCCCACACUGAGCUCCUGAUCCUAGGGCAGGCAGGCAGAGUGUAAAAUGGCGCACAGCUGUCGGUGGCGGUUCCCUGCUCGGCCCGGAGGGAGCAGCAGCUCGGGCACCGGGAGGAAAGCGGGCCGAAUUCGAGUCAGUGCUUCCCUCCGAAACAGCACGGGGACUAAUCCGAACGCGAAUGGGCUCGGGCCCGGUUUCGACGCUGCGUUGCAAGUGUCUGCUGCCAUCGGCAGCAACCUGCAGAAAUUUCGGGAUGUUUUGGGGGAGUCGAGCGGCUCCAGCAGCGGGGAGGAGGAAUUUGGAGGCUUCAGCACAGUCAGUGACAACAGAAGAAUACAUAGCCCAGGAAGGACGUCAAUAGGUUCUAUCUCAUUAGGAAAAAAACCCAGAGGACGUCCUCCUAGGGCUCUAGCUGCGCAGAGGGUUGGCACUGAUAUUGAGACAGCCCCUUUGCCUCUCGCCACAGCUCCUACAGAGAAGGUAAAACGACCACCAGGGAGGCCUCCUGGCACAGGAGAAAAAAGAAGAGGCCGCCCUCCUGCUUCUGCCAGCCAGAGGAGCUGGCAACAGAGCGGCCAUGCACUCCCUGAAGAGGAUGGGGAUGCAGAACAGGAGUGCAGCUCCAGUCCCACACACCACAAGGACGGUGUAGAGGACGAAGACAAGGAGAAAAGACAAACUCUGCUUGGGUCUGGGCACCGUCAGGGAUCUGAGGCUAAGCUUCACAAAAUCAGCCGGGAGUCCAAGGUGACCAAACUGAAAAGAUUGCGGGAUGUCAAACUGAGCCCUUUGAAGUCUAAGCUGAAGGCCAUUGUGAGGAAGAGUGUCCCAGUUCCUGGUUCUGGUGUGCAAAGACGGAGGCGGGGCAGGCCACCUUCUGCCGAGCGCCUCAAAGCUGAAGCUGCUGCUGCUGCUGCUGCUGCUACUCAGGUUGCUAAUGCCUCCUCGGUCCAGGAGAUGUCCACCACGGCACCUGGGACUACCAAACAUAAGGACUUCAGGGUUCGUCGGGCACAAGAUUUGGGUACCUGCACUCCACAUGAUCUCCAGCUCAGGGCUUCUCAUCCUGCUGAUGAACGCACUAGCCCAGAUCCCCAUGACUCCCCUACAGUCAACCCAAUGACCCCAACUAAACACGGGAGGCCAUUAGGGUUACGUCAGAGCCCUCGCCAUAUCAAACCUGUGCGGGUCGUCCCUCCCUCCAAACGCACUGAUGCCACUAUUGCAAAGCAGCUGCUGCAGCGGGCAAAGAAGGGGGCCCAGAAAAAGAAACUAUUGGAAAAAGAAGCUAUUGGCACCCAGGGAACUGCAGGUCUUGAGGGUGGGAAGCACAGGAGACGAACACAGCUAACAAACAUCAGGCAAUUUAUCAUGCCUGUUGUGAGCACAGUGUCGUUGCGCAUCAUCAAGACUCCAAAGCGGUUUAUCGAUGAUGAAGGCAGUUUCAGCCCUCCACCACCACACAUGAAAAUUGCUCGAUUGGACUCUGCAGCAUCUGCCCCAGCACCUCAGCCCAUAACAUCACCCACUCAAGCUCUUGUUUCCACAGCUCCCUUCACAAGUGGAACCACUGCCACACCCGGAGCAGGGCCUGCUGUUGACUCUCUCCCUCCUCCCCCACCUCCUGUUCCGACUGGCAAUGCCAACAACAUUGCAACCAUUCUUCUUAACAGCAGUUGCAACAAUAGCACAAGCAAUGGGCGAUUCAGUAGCAGUGCGGCGUCCUGUGGCUCCAGCGCUGUUUCGCAGCAUUCCUCUCAGCUCUCUUCUGGUGAGUCGUCUCGCUCCAGCAGCCCUAGUCUUGAUGACUCCUCCUGUGAUUCCCAGGCCUCUGAGGGUUCCCAGGCUCUCUCAGAAGAGGCAGAUCAUUCCCCUGCCUCUCAGGGAGAGACAGAGGCCAGCAUGCGCCACGCCUCGCACCCACCAUCACCACCAUCUGAGCCAGACCAUGUAGUGUUGAUGGAGCGCAGCAGGCGGGGUCGCAGAGGUCAGAGUCAUAGGCGGGGUGCUUUAGUGGCACGUGGUAGGGGCAGCCUGAUUGGUGGAAGGAAACAAGCCAUCAUCAGCCCAGCCACGGGGGUUUCACAAGCUGGGUCUCAACAAGCCUCUUCUACGGCAUCAUCAUCCUCAUCACCACCACCUCCUCCUCUUCUCAGCCCUCCUCAGCCUCCCCAGGCAGGAUCAUCUGAGCAUCACACCCACUCUCCAUGGAUGAUGUCACAUUCCAUUGCCCCUUUUCUGUCCACCCCUCCAAUACUCUCCAGCUCUCACGAUAAACGUCACUCCAUACUACGAGAGCCCACUUUCCGCUGGAAGUCUUUGUCCUGUGCUGAAAAUAAGUACUUCUCCUCUGCCAAGUAUGCAAAGGAGGGCCUUAUCCGCAAGCCCACUUUUGACAACUUUCGUCCUCCUCCACUGACUGCUGAGGAUGUGGGCCUCAUGCCACCAGGACCUGGUGGAGGUGGUGUUGCACCAGGAGGAUUCCCAGUGCCUGCUGGUGCAGCUGGGACAGGUUCCAGACUUUUCUCCCCCCUGCAUCAUCAUCCUCACCACAAUCACCACCAGCACCCCUCGUCGCGGUUUGAAACGCCACUUCAAAAGCGCAGCCCCCUACUACGCCCCCCUUUCUUCAAUCCAAGUCCGGCUCACUCCCGCAUCUUUGAGUCGGUCACACUCCCAUCCUCUUCAGGGAGCAGCCCUGGCUCUCUUUCCCCCCUUCAGGUCUCACCAACAUCAAACAAAAAGAGAAAGGGGUCUAGGUUCUCACGUGGACAACCCAGGUCACCCUCACACUCUAUGACUACCAGGAGCAGUCAGUCAGGAGUUCAAACAGGGAAAGCCUCUGAACAAUCCAUGAUUAGCAGUUCUGUUCCCAUAAGUGUGACUGGGAAUUCCAGCCCAUUGCCUGGAGUCGCAGUCAGUCCACUUGCUGCCAGUGCCUUAACACAAGCUUCUUUCAGUGGCUUCCCCUCAGGCUCCAUUGGUCUUACGAGCCACGGAGUUUCCGAUGGGCGGCGAGCAGCAGGGGGUCUCGGUGUGAGUGGGAGCUCUGCUUCAUCUUCACAGCUCUUCCCUCUUUUUACCCCCAGUAAUCAAGGAUCAGGUGGGGGGACUGGAAAAGCAGGUAGGGAACGGAGCGUCUCUGCUACUAGAGACACAGGUACAAAGGAGAAGGACAGGGAGAUGGAGAAGAAUAGAGAGCGUGAAAAGGAAAACAAAACAGAUGGAAGGAAAGACUGGGAUAAAAGAGGGAAGAGUCUUCCAUUGGAGGAUUCUACAUCUAGCCUCUUUGCAAUGGAGGCCAGGGACAUUGCAGAAUCUCUCACCCAAAAAAGGACACCUGGUCGAAAGAAGUCAGUCACAGUUGACUCUGGUGCAGAGGCCUCCCCAAGUGACUCUACAGCAGUUCAGCCUGUUGGGGCCUUGUCCUCAAAGGGUCGUCUGGCCAAAAAAGGCAGACCUUCAGAGAAGAGUAUUGAAGCAGAGGGAGUAGAGAGGGUGAAGGAUAAGGAGAAAUUGAGUGCUCCUACCCAAGCAGGGCAGAUGGGAAAACCCCCUGCCACCACAUCACUGGGCUCCAUGUUAGCUCAUGCCGAGAAACAGCCAGUCACAGACAGGCGUGUUGCAGGACUGCUGAGAAAAGCUAAAGCUCAGCUCAAUAAGAUAGAGAAGAGAGAGGUACAACCUGGCGAUCAACCUAAAUUACCGGGUCAAGAGAGUGACUCUUCUGAGACAUCAGUUCGUGGUCCACGCAUUAAGCAUGUGUGUCGACGUGCAGCUGUAGCUCUGGGUCGCAACCGUGCUGUGUUCCCAGAUGAUAUGCCUACACUUAGUGCCUUGCCAUGGGAGGAGAGAGAAAAGAUCUUGUCUUCCAUGGGAAAUGAUGACAAAUCAUCAGUGGCUGGAUCAGAGGAGGCGGAGCCACCCACACCUCCUAUUAAGCCAGUAACAAGGCAGAAAACGGUCCAUGAGGCCCCACCCAGAAAGGGCCGGCGCUCUCGACGCUGCGGGCAGUGUCCAGGCUGCCAAGUCCCAAAUGACUGUGGGGUCUGCACUAACUGCUUGGAUAAGCCCAAAUUUGGGGGACGCAAUAUUAAAAAGCAGUGUUGCAAAGUACGGAAGUGUCAGAACUUGCAGUGGAUGCCAUCAAAGUUUCUUCAAAAGCAGGCAAAAGGUAAAAAGGACAGGAGGAGGAAUAAACUGUCUGAAAAAAAGGAUUCACAUCACAAAUCCCAGUGUUCUGAAGCAAGCCCCAAGCCAGCCCCUCCUCCAAAAGAUGACCCUCCCCAUAAGAAAAGUGAAACUCCACCGCCUAUGCAGGGAGAGGACAAACAAAAGCAGGCACAACCUUCAGCACCAUCCUCACCAGCUUCCUCCCCAAAGGACCCUCGGCACUCUAGUCCUUCUGAUGACCCCAAGCAUUCUCAAACCCCUUUGAACUCAGCCUAUAGAAAGGAGUGGAAGCAGCAGCCCAGUUCUUCACCCACCUUUGUACACAUUGCCCCAUCUUCCCCACCAGCACAGUCCCAGCAGUACUUGCAGCAGCACAGCCAAGUGCCAGCAAAAAAGGAAGGUCUUGCAAAGCCCCAGCCCACUGAGCCCAAGAAGAAAUCACAGCAACAAAGUCAACACAGUUCUGCCACAGACACAGUAUCCGAAGCAAAGCUAAAGAAACAGUCCACUCGAUGUGUUCAACCACUCAAGCCUAAACCAAAAGAAAAGGUAAGCAGAUAUUCCAGGCACUUUUCACAAGCGAUGCCAAGGUUACAGCAGCUAAAGGAGUGUGACAAGUGCCGAAAUAGCUAUCACCCUGAGUGCCUGGGACCCAACCACCCUACCAGACCCACCAAGAAGAAAAGAGUCUGGAUUUGUACCAAGUGUGUGCGCUGUAAGCGCUGUGGAGCCACCAAACCAGGGAAGGCCUGGGAUGCUCAGUGGUCACAUGAUUUCUCUUUGUGUCAUGACUGUGCCAAACUCUUAGCUAAAGGCAACGUCUGCCUGCUCUGUAAUAAGUGCUAUGAUGACGAUGACUGUGAUAGCAAAAUGAUGAAGUGCAGGAAGUGUGAUUGCUGGGUCCAUGCAAAAUGUGAAAAUUUAACAGAUGAUAUGUAUGAGCUCUUGUCUAACCUGCCUGAGACCGUGGCCUACACCUGCGCAAACUGCACUGAGCCCCAUCCUACUGAGUGGCGCACUGUCUUGGAGAAAGAAAUUCAGAAGUCCAUGCGGCAAGUUCUCACUGCCCUUCUCAACUCUCGCACGUCUACUCACCUGCUUCGCUACAGACAGGUGGUUAUGAAGCCACCUGAGCUGAACCCAGAGACAGAAGAAAGCCUUCCCUCACGCCGUUCCCCAGAGGGCCCUGACCCCCCUUUGCUGACGGAGGUCUCUCCACCUAAUGAUUCACCACUCGAUUUGGAGUCUGUGGAGAAGAAAAUGGCUCCUGGAUGCUAUAAAUCUGUGCUGGAGUUCAGUGAUGACAUUGUGAAAAUCAUCCAGACAGCCAUCAAUUCAGAUGGAGGUCAGCUAGAGAGCAGGAAGGCCAACAGCAUGCUCAAGUCCUUUUUUAUUCGGCAAAUGGAGCGGACUUUUCCAUGGUACAGGGUGAAGGAGUCCAAAUUCUGGGAGACGCGCAAAGUCUCUCCAAACAGUGGACUUCUUCCCAAUGCUGUGUUGCCCCCUUCUUUGGAUCACAACUAUGCCCAGUGGCAGGAGAGGGAGGAGAUAGCCAGGGCUGAGCAGCCUGUGCUAAUGAAAAAGAUCAUCCCGGCUCCCCAUCCUAAAGCACCUGGGAAACCUGACUCCCCGAUUGCCCUCACACCACCUCCUCCUCCACCCAUGCUUAUCCAUGACCACAGCCUUGAAGAAAGCCCUGAUAUUCCCCCUCCUCCUGGUGUAGGUGACAACAGACAAUGUGCGCUUUGUCUGAAUUAUGGAGAUGAAAACACAAAUGAUUGUGGGAGACUGCUUUAUGUUGGCCAGAAUGAGUGGACCCAUGUGAACUGUGCACUGUGGUCAUCCGAGGUGUUCGAGGAUGUUGAUGGUGCACUCAAAAAUGUCCAUAUGGCAGUCAGGAGAGGCAAAAAGCUGCAAUGUGAUAAUUGUCACAAACCCGGAGCCACGGUGAGUUGUUGUCUGACGUCCUGUACCAACAACUACCAUUUCAUGUGUGCACGUCAGCAGCAGUGUGCCUUUUUAGAGGACAAGAAAGUUUACUGUCAGCAUCACAGAGAUCUCAUAAAGGGCGAGGUGGUGCCAGAGUCAGGCUUUGAAGUUACUCGGAGGGUCCUUGUGGACUUUGAGGGAAUCAGUCUGAGAAGAAAGUUUGUUAAUGGGCUUGAACCAGAUAACAUCCACAUGAUGAUAGGGUCUAUGACUAUCGACUGUCUUGGUAUGCUAACUGAACUGUCCGAUUGUGAGAGGAAGUUGUUUCCUGUGGGCUACCAAUGCUCAAGGGUCUACUGGAGCACUCUAGAUGCCCGCAAACGAUGCGUCUAUAAAUGUAGAAUUUUAGUGUGCCGCCCCUCUAUGACUGAAACUAUCAAUAACACAGCAGCUCAAGAAGAGAACCACACAAUUGCUCAUAGUCCUCCACCUCUUUCAGCUGAAGUGGACACUGCUUUGCCUGGACCCACAGAUUCCAUAAAACCAUCAAAUGUGCCUUUCACACCAAAACCAAGAGUUUAUUUUAGGAACAGACACCCCAGUUACCCACCAUGUCAUCGUUCUCCCUCAACCAGACCACUUCCCUCCCCAGAUGGUUUUAGUAGUUCAGCCCAUGAAAUUGUGACUGUGGGGGACCCUCUGCUGAGCUCCACUCUGCGAAGCAUUGGAUCUCGUCGACACAGCACUUCCUCCAUCUCUGCUCAACAAUCUAGGCAAGAGGUUUCCUCUUCUCAACAGGGAGGCACAGUAUCCAUUCAGACAGGUAAUUCAUCUGCCCCGUCCCUGUCCUCAACCUCUAAGGAACCUUUAACCAGGGACACAGACAAAGGAAUAGCACCAUCUGGAGAGAAAUCUCACAAUCGAGAGGCAAUUUCAGUGAACAUUGGGGCACAGCGUCGACUCAGUUUUGGUUUCACUGAAAGAAUAGAAGGUAGUAGAGAAGCAACCAAAAAGCAGUCGGAUGGUGAGAGUUUGAAGUCAUCGCAACCAAUUAGCAUAAGCCAGGUAGCACCACCUCUCGGAACUGCAGUAUUGACCGGACAUCAGAGAGGAAGUGGCAGUUUGAAAACCGAGAAAGGGAAACAAGCCACAAAAGAUACUGACCUACCAGCCGGAGUCACUUUUAUGUCCAGUCAUCCACUUGCCACACUUCCUAAGGACAAGGCUAAUACAGUCAAGGAAGGAAAUGUGGCAUCAGUGGCCGCAUCAAAAGACAUAGGAAAGACUGUGUCUCCACAACCGGUUUACAGCAAAAGUGGGAGUAGGAAGUCUCACUGCUAUGCGUCUGGUCCAGCAGCGGCAAUGAAGCCUCUCUGGUCAUCUGGUGCCAAGGUGGGAGAGGAGGACCUAAAGCGUGGCUUCCAGACAAGUGCUGCUGUCAAUGCUAGUCAUGGAACCUCUAGCACCAAAGACAAACACUCCAAAGUCAAAAUGAAUGUGAGCAGGGAUGUUUCAAAAGAAAGAAAAGAGUCUGCUCAAAACCCAGUUCUUAACAGCAACUCUAAAAGCAGUAAUGUCAAAACACAAGGUCAGGGUCCACCUCCUCACAACACUAGCAAUAAAGCCACAGCAUUGAGCAGCAACACGGGGUCUUGCAAGGUGGAAGUUAAUACAUUUGAUCAGAAAGAAAUGGAGAAGCCAUUCAAGUCCAAAGAGAGAUUUAGCUUUGAGAAAAAGCAUAGUUCAGCCAUGGAUGCUAUUCAGCCGAAAGCAGGGUCUGAAAGAGGUACUAGACCACCACAGGUACACCCUAAAUCAAGUAAGGAAGUUACUCCUGUGGUGAAGAAACCCACUGAGAGGCUGCCUCUAAUGUCUCAAAAAAUGGAUCCUAAUGGAACCGAAGCUGUCAGCAUGUCCCCUAACACAAACACAUACACUUCUGUAACCCCUAGCAACCAGGGCCCCCAAAGAAGGUCCUCUCGAGUGAUGGUUUUCUCCCCAUCUGCAAGUUCUGAAAGCUCAGAAUCAGACAGCCACAUUCACCCAGAUGAUUCUGAGGAGCAACUCAUGGACCACCAAUGUGCAGAUGAUGGGGAGGACCAUAAUUUAGAGGAUGAAGGCAGCGUCGAUAAGCGCCAUGAGGAGGAUAGUGAUGGUUCGGCAGGUUCAGCAAAGCGCAGAUACCCAAGGCGGAGUGCCCGUGCUCGAUCAAACAUGUUCUUUGGGCUAACCCCUUUCUAUGGUGUGCGAUCGUAUGGGGAGGAAGACAUACCCUUCUACAGAACUGGUGAAAUCUCCAUGAAAAAGCGCACUGGGAGCAGCAAGCGUUCCGCUGAAGGACAAGUUGAUGGGGCAGAUGAUAUGAGCACAUCAUCUUCAGCAGACAGUGGAGAGGACGAAGAAGGAGGAAUUGGUUCAAAUAAGGAUGCAUAUUAUUACAACUUCACACGCACUAUAAUAAACCCCAACUCUGGUCUUCCACCUAUUGCGGGUAUUGAUCAGUGUUUGGGAAGAGGGACGCAGAUCCACAGGUUCUUGAGGGAUCAGGCGAAGGAGCAAGAUGAUGACAGUGAUGAGGUGUCAACAGCAACCAAGAAUUUGGAGCUGCAACAAAUUGGGCAGCUGGAUGGCGUGGAUGACGGUUCUGAGAGCGAUGUUAGUAUAAGCACCAGCAGCACAACCACUGCUACUACUUCAUCAACAAACAAAAGUUCAACAAAAAGAAAAGGUAGAGAAAGCAGGACAGAUAAAAUAAGCAUUGACUCAGGGAAGGAGACAGAAAAUACACCAAGUGGGAACAGUCGUGAAAGUCGUAAAAAUCAAAAGGAUCCAUUAGGGAGUGUGAAAGCACAAGACCCCCUUGAAACUCCGUUGUCACUCACCACAGAUCUCCUCAAGUCUGACUCUGAUAACAACAACAGUGAUGACUGUGGUAACAUCCUACCCUCUGAUAUUAUGGAGUUUGUACUCAAUACCCCUUCAAUGCAGGCUUUGGGACAACAGACAGAAGCUCCUUCUGCCGAACCGUUCUCUUUAGAUGAGAGUUACGGGGUGAAUGUUAACCAAAGAAAGGACAUGCUUUUUGAAGACUUCACCCAGCCACUGGCCAGUGCUGAACCUGGUGAGAGUGGGGUGAACACCUCCAUUGCUGUUGACGAGUCAUAUGGUCUUCCCCUUGAGCUGCCCUCUGACCUCUCUGUGCUGACAACUCGAAGUCCCACUGUAAAUAAUCAAAAUCAUGGCUCGAUGAUCUCUGAGACCUCUGACCGCACCAUUUUGGCUCUGGCCACAGAGGAAUCAGGAGUCGAGAAAAGCAGGAAAAAAACAAGAACAGGGUCCACUGUAUCCAGCAAGAGCCCACAGAACAGAUGUGCCGAUUCCCAGAUUCCAGAAGGUCAAAUGACUCCAGAACACUUCAUUUCUGCACGCAUUGAUGGUGACCAUAUCACAAGUCCUGGAGUUGCACCUGUGGGAGAGACAGGGAGCCAAGAUCUGACGAGAAAUAGUAGCACGCCAGGUCUUCCCAGCUCACCCACCUUGCCUCUCCAGAGUAAGAAGUUAAUCCCUGCUGCCACUGUUAGCUCAGGUCCCACUCCGAUUGCAAGCUCUGCUGUUCAAGCUACUGCCUCUCAAUUGAAGCCUGGCCCAGAGAAACUGAUAGUGCUAAACCAGCAUCUGCAGCCACUCUAUGUUUUGCAAACCCUUCCCAAUGGUUUAACUCAAAAGAUCCAGAUUGCACCAUCUGUUAGUGCGACAGGUGUCAUGAACACUAGUGCCCCUGUCUUGACAGGCCUCAGUGGUAGCAUCUCCACCUCUCAGUCAAUUUUUCCUGCUGGCGGCAAAGGUUUAGUGCCUGUAUCUCAUCACCCACAAAUCCAUGCGUUCACAGGCACUACUCAGACAGGUUUCCAGCCAGUCAUUCCUAGCACCACAUCAGGCCUCCUCAUAGGAGUCACCUCCCACGAUCCCCAUAUUGGUGUGACAGAGGCAGGAAAUAGGCAUGAUCAUGCCUCUGGUGUUGCUAUGGUAUCUAGUGCUUCAUCCAUCACCCCAGCACCAACUAUGCUCCCCUCUGGACAUGGCAAGAAACGCCUAAUUUCUCGUCUUCAGAGCAAUAAGAGCAAAAAACAGGCUCGUCCAAAGACCCAACCUACACUUGCUCCUUCCGAUGUUGGGCCCAAUAUGACCCUCAUAAACUUGUCAUCUUCACAGAUUGCUGCAGGAAUCCCUGCUCAGACAGGCUUGAUGGAACUUGGGACUAUAACUGCAACACCUCAUCGAAAGUUUCCUAACAUUAUAAAAAGGCAGAAGCAAGGGGUGAUGUACUUGGAGCCUACUCUCCUUCCACAGCCCAUGCCCAUUUCAACCACAACUCAGCCUGGCAUGUUGGGACAUGAUUCAUCGACUCGCCUGCUCCCAUGCACUAUGUCAGGGCUUAACCCAAGUCCGUCUGUUUUGAAUGUGGUGUCGGUGCCUCCCACUGCAGCAGGAAACUUUUUGGGAGCAAACUCUGUAUCUUUGAGCGCCCCAGGCCUCAUAAGUUCAACUGAGAUCACAGGAUCUAUAAGUAGCCUUCUUUUCAAAGCCAACCCUCACAACCUAUGCCUUCCAGAGCAACAGAUGGUUCUUCAUUCAGGAACCCCUAUGAUAUCUCAUCUUACUAAUCCUGCCCAGACGUCCAUUGCCAGUAGCAUCUGUGUGUUACCCCCAAAACAAAGCAUAAGCAUGUCUGUCAACCAGCAGGUGGAGAAAGAGGGCAGCGUUCAUCUCCAACACCCAGUCAGUCGAGUCCUGGCAGAUACAAACCUUGACCCAAAUGGCAAUUCAACUGGUCAAGUAACUCUUGCCCCUAAUCCCAUUACUCAAGACCUGAACAGAAGUCAUGUUGUUGGCAUCCUCACUCAGAGCUCACGAACCUCUCCCAUUUCUCGACCCCCGCAUAAGCAGCAAUCCUCAAAGUUACAUGCUGGAGCUGCAUCCACAGCUGUUGGGAAGGGAAAGCAAAAGGCCAAAAGACCUCGACCAAUCCCGGAUAAGAGUGGAAAGAAACGCAAAGGACUUCAGUCAGAUACACCAACUGUUGACACAUCUGCUAUCCAAUUAUCAUAUUUCCCAGGGGACCGGGAACUUUCAUCACCUGAGCCAAUGGAUACAGGGCAGUCAAAUGAAACGGGUUCAAAAACAAGUGACUCUGCCACUAAGACAGCUGAUUCUUCUUCUUUUAAACGUACAACCAUGGAUACUCAUGAUGAGAAGCCAAAGACUGCAGGACUGCCUAGUAAGGGUGAUGGGAAAGGAUCUAAUGCAUUUUCAGUGGAAACACCUGAUCAGAGGGACAGUGGGAGAGACUCCUUUCUGGACUACAAGCCCAAGAAAGGGCUCAUAUUUGAAAUCUGCAGUGAUGAUGGAUUUCAGAUUCGAUGUGAAAGUAUUGAGGAGGCCUGGAAGUCCCUGACAGAUAAAGUGCAAGAAGCCCGGUCCAAUGCUAGACUCAAGGCACUUUCAUUUGAUGGAGUAAAUGGGUUGAAGAUGCUGGGUGUGGUUCAUGAUGCUGUAGUGUUUCUACUGGAGCAGCUAUAUGGAGCCAGGCAUUGCCGAAACUACAGGUUCCGCUUUCACAAACCUGAGGAGCCGGAAGAUCCUCCUGUCAACCCUCACGGAUCUGCCCGUGCUGAGGUGUACCACAGGCGAUCAGUUUUGGACAUGUUUAAUUUCCUGGCAUCCAAACACCGUCAGCCUCCUGUAUAUAACCCCCAGGAGGAAGAUGAGGAGGAGAUGUUGCAGAAGUCUGCUCGACGGGCCACCAGCAUGGACUUACCACUGCCUAUGAGGUUCAGGCACCUAAAGAAAGUGUCCAUGGAGGCUGUGGGUGUCUACAGAUCAGCCAUACACGGCAGAGGUCUGUUCUGCAGGAAAAACAUUGACGCUGGAGAGAUGGUGAUUGAGUAUUCUGGCAAUGUUAUUCGCUCUGUCCUCACUGACAAGCGGGAGAAAUACUAUGACAGCAAGGGCAUUGGCUGCUACAUGUUUCGUAUCGAUGACUACAAGGUGGUGGAUGCCACCAUGCACGGCAACGCAGCCCGAUUCAUUAACCACUCUUGCGAGCCCAACUGCUACUCCCGCGUGGUCAGUGUUGACGGUCAGAAGCACAUUGUCAUUUUUGCCUCACGCAAAAUCUUUAAAGGCGAGGAGCUCACGUACGAUUACAAGUUCCCCAUCGAAGAACCAGGCAAUAAGCUGCCUUGCAACUGCGGGGCGAAGAAGUGUCGCAAGUUCCUCAAUUGAAAGCAAACUCGCAAGCUAAUAUUGUCUGUGAAUGCUAUCAAGAGUGUAUACAUGCCAGGGAAGAGACCUUUUAAAAGGUUUUUUUUUUAACUGAAGCAGGCUCAGGUUAUCAGAAGGUUAAUGGUAUUGUGCCUCUUAAGUUGUUUGACUUUUAGAAAAGACAAUUGAGUAAUGGAGAAGAUUGCCCUUGUGUCCCCUUUAUUAAUGCCCAAUUCAAGAUAUUAGUGCCCCCUCGGUCUUAAAUUUUGUAUAUCUUUUUUUUUUUUACCUUUUUUUUUAUUAUUAUUUAUUUUUUUUUUUUAGAAGGAUAUUGUGAAAAGUUUUACAUUUGUAACAAGUCGAGUCUGGCCUGCUCUUAUUUACCGAGUGUGACAAAUUACUGAAUAAUUGCCACAUCGUUCCAUUCUACACCAAAGUGCAAUUUCGGAAGGGAAAGAUUUAUUGUUUUUAGAUUGACGAUACAUAAUCCUUUUUUUUUAGCCUGACCUGUUUAGACAUCUCUCCCUUUUUGAAUGUACAUCGAAGCCUUCAGAGCAUCAAUGGUCACUCUUGCCAAGCUUGGCCUGAUUCUCUGUAUGGAAUACACUGUAAAUAUCUCAUAGGGGAGAUGAUGAGGGGAAACACUAGGGGGAGCAGUGGUCCCAGGAAUAGGUUGUCUGAAGAAAAAUGGUAAAUGUUUUUCUUGUCAGUAGUAGAAAGAAAUGUGUUACGAAGAGUAGGCCAUGAUGGGCUUGUGAGAUGUGUGGCUGGCAGGUUGAGAUCCUGGUGGACUGACAGCCAAUGGACCAGAGCAAUUUGGUAGCUUAAUUGCAUUGUAUUUUCAAAAAAAGUAUAAUUUGCAUGUUGUUACGAAACAUUGUAGGAUUUAAUUGAUUUUAGUGAGUGCAAAUGCUAUUACCAGUCUAUUUCUUGUAUCUCACCAUUAGGGAUUUUUUUUUUUUUACUCCCUAGGCCCGUAGUUUUGUAUAAAAUGAUACGAUUUUUUUUAGGCAAUUUAAAAUUUGACUAUUUUUGUUGUCUCAUGUCACUGACAGAAAUAUAAUUCGUUGAAUAAUGUAAAUAAUAUGUAUAUUUUUCUAUACAAAUGACUAAAAGCACUCAUUGGUGAAUCGCACUUAACAAUGGUAUUUAUAUUUUUAAUAAUACAUUGUAUUUAUUUUAUCAACAUUUUUGUAGGAAAUAAUAGAUUUAGAACACUAAUGCUUUGUCCAAACAUUUUUAUAG
Molecule: messenger RNA, 13627 nt
Organism: Sinocyclocheilus grahami
Lineage: Eukaryota; Metazoa; Chordata; Actinopteri; Cypriniformes; Cyprinidae
Product: histone-lysine N-methyltransferase 2A-like
Exons: 34
Coding region: 62-12403 (4113 amino acids)
Biological process (GO): positive regulation of DNA-templated transcription
Cellular component (GO): histone methyltransferase complex; nucleus
Molecular function (GO): DNA binding; zinc ion binding; histone H3K4 methyltransferase activity
Source: RefSeq, a predicted model, not a curated record